AUGGCCGUGCAACCCAGCGACGACGAGUUUGGCUACGACUUUGAAACCGACGACGAGGAGCUUCUCAUCCAACUUGCUUCGACUCACUCGCCGCCGCUCAAGUCGACUGAUGAUGUGAAUCGAGCCAUUGUCCAGAAGACAAAUACAGAUUUCGAGGCCCCGGGCGAGAUCAAAUCCUCUCAGAAAUAUGCCUACCGCAACUAUGCGUCACCAUCAAAUGGGUUUGCCAUAGAGGAAGAGAUAUCGGUAGACCAGAACCAGAGCAUCUCGUCUCCUCCUUCUGUCAGUACGGCCAUCGCUUAUCCCGAUCUAACCACUGCUCUACAAGCAAUUAAACCCAUCCAGUCACCCCCUCUUACAGAAAUCGGCGACGAUGAUGAGCUUGAAUUCGAGGACGACCGUUCCCCAUUAAAGCGGUUUCGCUCAUUUCCAAAGAGGCCGCUAACUGUAAGCGACCUGACUGCUGGAGCAUGGUGCGAGCUUCAGUACUGGUAUACACUCACACGGCUACCUGGUGGACGGAAAACUCGAACACCAGCAAUGCAACAAGGGUCCAAAGUGCACAAGAAGCUUGAAGACGAGGUUCAUACGACGGUCAAGGUUGAGAUUCUAAACAAGGAGGAUGGGUUUGGGCUGAGGUUAUGGAACCUGGUCCAAGGGCUAAGAACAUUGCGAGAUACGGGUUUGACGAGGGAACUGGAAGUUUGGGGCAUGGUGGACGGCAAUCUGGUCAACGGCGUCAUUGACGAUCUCAGCUACGACAACCCCAAUCCAGAGUUUGAGGAAGAACUCUCCAGCCAAGGAUCCCAACCCAGUCAGAACCAGUCAAUGAUAUCAGACUACUUCUCAGGCCUCAAGCCCGGCAAGCCAAAACGCAACAACCGCCAAGUCUUCCUUUCGGAUGUCAAAACACGGGGCACUACGAAACCUGUAUCAGCAGCAACCGUCCGACCUGCAAAGAUUCAGUUGCUUCUCUACCAUCGCUUUCUAUCCAACAUGGCCGCCGGCGAGCUAGACUUCUUCAAAGUGUUUAGGCGAUACGGGCUAGAUGCCGACGAGCGCUUCUCGGACACCUUCAUGUCGCAAAUCGGAGAGCUCCACGACGAAAUCUUCUUCGACACCCCCACUAGUUCGGCCGAAGAAUUCGAGCAGUUCAAAAGGAACGCAGCUAAAGGAAAGGCCGCUCAGGACAGCAACUCCACCGCUAUCCCCGAGCCGUCAUCCUCCGGCGUGCCCGACCUCCUCAAGUACGGAUCCCUCCGCGAACUCGUCACCCUCGUCGAGGACGAAAUCCGGCUCACCUUCCCGCGCGGCGCAGAGUCCAUCGGCUCUAUUCUCCGUGUGCAGUACGUCUUUCGGGAUGACGGUCGCGAACUUACGACUGUUGAUUUCCCCGUUUCGAAGCAGACUUUGGAUGCCUAUCUCGCUGGGGACAUGAGCUGGUGGCGCGGCGAGAGGAAACCUGCUGGCGUGACGAUCGAGGAGGCGUUCAAGUGUACGUCGUGCGAGUUCGCGCCGAGCUGCAAAUGGAGGCGCAACAUGGAUGAUGAGCGGGUAAAGAGCGCUCAGGAGAGAGUCAACAAGGGGAAGAAGGUAAUCGAGACACGAUUUUAA
Molecule: messenger RNA, 1614 nt
Organism: Trichoderma aggressivum f. europaeum
Lineage: Eukaryota; Fungi; Ascomycota; Sordariomycetes; Hypocreales; Hypocreaceae
Exons: 2
Coding region: 1-1614 (537 amino acids)
Biological process (GO): interstrand cross-link repair
Cellular component (GO): nucleus; mitochondrion
Molecular function (GO): single-stranded DNA 5'-3' DNA exonuclease activity
Source: RefSeq, a predicted model, not a curated record